UCCGCCGACUCUCCCUACCGCGCCGAUGAGGGGGUUCUUGACGAAAGACGUAGACGAAUUCUGCAUUAUUAUUACAUUUACAGCACUCGACCGUAGUUUGAAUUCGGCCUCAUCGCAACAACAGCUCAGUUCAACAUGGCAACAAUCAUAAAAAUAAUAACAGGUGCCGAACACAGGCCUAACUCGAUGUACGUGAUGAAGUGCAUACCGGUAACAAAUAAUCUCCAAAUCGCACCAGUAUUUAUGAACCACGAGGCUGUGUCUAGGUUCAAAGUUGGCUUCUUCUACAGACUUAUCGGACAUACCACUUUCAAGAUGGCAAAUGAUGAGAUGGCAAUUCAAAUCAGUGCAAGGACUCAGAACUUUCAAUGGCAACCAUUUGACAUUCCACCUGAAGUUGAAGAAGGAUUUUUCCAUGCAUUUGUUCUCUCUGUUGAAGAGGUACUGAAGCUACCACCACACACAAGAACUUCCAUUCAAGGAACACUGACUUAUGUCUCAACAGUUAAAGAAGCUACAACGUGGAAGAAAAGGACACUGCGUCUCUCAGACCCAUCAUCUCAUAGGGAAGUAGUCAAUUUGUGGAAUAUGUUGACAUCAAAGCCUUUGCCUCAUUUAAACUUAGGAGUGGUGGUUUGUAAUGUAGUAACCACCAUGCACCAAGGACAGGUGUCAUGUAAUACUACACCAGAGACAGAUAUCAAGGAGCAAAUAAUAACAAAAGAAAUCCAAAUCACUGGCUACUGUGAGGAAAGAUUCAAUGUACUAAUUAUCUCCGAAGCUGAUGAAGAAUUCUGUGUGACGAAACAAAUGCUCCUCGACCUCGCAAAUGUUGCAUCCUUGGAGGACUUCCAACUAAAACUGCCAGUACGUGCUCUAAUAUCAUACAACACAGAGAAAAUCAUCAUGAGUAUGCAAUAGUACAUGAUCAGUGACAAAUUAAAUCAAGCAACCAACAGACUACAAGUGACAACACCUCACCCUUGACAGCAGAAGAAAUGCUGAAGACACAAGAGUAACCAUGAAGGCCGACGCCAAAAACGACGGGACAAAUCAGCAACACAAGACCAAUCAAAAGUGAUCAAUGCAACUCCACCAAAAUCACCUUGACUUACAAGUUGAACCAAAAGUCCAAAUUUUUUCAAUUAUGUAACUACAAUUUUAACAAAUUUUUCCCUUAUUUCUUAAAUAUCAACACAAAAAUGUUUAAUCCCAACACAAAAAAGUUUUGAAAUAUUGAUUUGUUUUAAUUACAUCUUUAGCUUUUGUUCUAACAUAUUUAAACUGUUUCACCUUUAUUUACUCUUUUGUUAAGCACACUGUGUGCAUCUCUAUAUUAUAUGAUAAAAAAUCAACUUUAACUUUAAUCAUACCAACACAUAAUUAUAGAGCAAUUGAUAAUUCAGCACCACCAAAACAAUUAAUCACCAAUAGGCACGCCCCUCCUGACAUCUUUAAUACACAAGACAAUGCAAGUGAGCAUGGCAGUAAUCUGGAGAAGAACCAAAACAAAUGAAUCAGUCCCCUCAUAUUCAUUGUUUUCUAUGAACAACCUUAACCCCUUGAUGCCGGGUUUUAGCGCCUCACUGAUGGGCAUAUAUGCACAGUAGCGGCACUGCAGCUGCCUAGCAUUUGUCCACAGACAGCUACCACGGCAUACUGGGCCGCAGCUAUAGCCGUCAGCCGGGGGGGUUUGUUUUUGUUUAGUCCCAUGAUUUGGCCUUGGUGAUAUGAAUGUGGCCUGUUUUCGAGUAGUAUAAAAGGGGUGUAAAUGGCACCACCAACGUCAAAAUAGGCCGCCCCUAAAAAAAAAAAAUGCGGCCAAAAAUGUUGGGCAAAAUUGUUUGAAAAAAAUUCUACGUUUAACAAAUUUGUAAAAUAAUUUUUUUGAGCCCCCCCCCCCAAGGCAUUUGACGAUAGUGUCUGCCUAAACUCCAUGGGCUGCGCCGAAUGCCUUGACCAAGGCUAGUAAAACUAAUAAAUGCUAUCGUCCAACGUCUUGACCAAGGCUGGUAAAACUAGUAAGUUCUAUUGUCUAACAUCUUGACCAUGGCUGGUAAAACUAGUAAGUUCUGUCGUCCAAUGUCUUGACCAAGGCUGGUAAAACUAGUAAGUUCUAUCAUCCAACGUCUUGACCAAGGCUGGUAAAACUAGUAAGUUGUAUCAUCCAGUGCCUUGACCAAGGCUGGUAAAACUAGUAAGUUCUGUCGUCCAACAUGGCUGGUAAAACUAGUAAGCUCUAUCAUCCACUGCCUUGACCAAGGCUGGUAAAACUAGUUAGUUGUAUCGGCCAACAUCUUGACCAAGGCUGGUAAAACUAAUAAGUUCUAUUGUCUAACAUCUUGACCAUGGCUGGUAAAACUAGUAAGUUCUGUCGUCCAACAUGGCUGGUAGAACUAGUAAGUUCUAUCAUCCACUGCCUUGACCAAGGCUGGCAAAACUAGUUAGUUGUAUCUGCCAACGUCUUGACCAAGGCUGGUAAAACUAAUAAGUUCUAUUGUCUAACAUCUUGACCAUGGCUGGUAAAACUAGUAAGUUCUGUCGUCCAAUGUCUUGACCAAGGCUGGUAAAACUAGUAAGUUGUAUCGUCUAACAUCUUGACCAAGGCUGGUAAAACUAGUAAGAUCUAUCAUCCACUGCCUUGACCAAGGCUGGUAAAACUAGUAAGUUGUAUCGUCCAACAUCUUGACCAAGGCUGGUAAAACUAAUAAGUUCUAUCGUCUAGCAUCUUGACCAAGGCUGGUAAAACUAGUAAGCUCUGUCGUCCACAUGGCUGGUAAAACUAGUAAGUUAUAUCAUCCACUGCCUUGACCAAGGCUGGUAAAACUAGUAAGUUCUAUCGUCCAACGUCUUGACCAAGGCUGGUAAAACUAGUAAGUUCUGUCGUCCACAUGGCUGGUAAAACUAGUAAGUUCUAUCAUCCACUGCCUUGACCAAGGCUGGUAAAACUAGUAAGUUGUAUCGUCCAACAUCUUGACCAAGGCUGGUAAAACUAAUAAGUUCUAUCGUCUAGCAUCUUGACCAAGGCUGGUAAAACUAGUAAGUUCUAUCAUCCAGUGUCUUGACCAAGGCUGGUAAAACUAGUAAGUUCUAUCAUCCAACAUCUUGACCAAGGCUCGUAAAACUAGUAAGAUAUAUCGUCCAACGUCUUGACCAAGGCUGGUAAAACUAGUAAGUUCUAUCAUCCAACGUCUGGACCAAGGCUGGUAAAACUAAGGAGUUGUAUCCUUCAAUGUCUUGACCAAGGCUGGUAAAACUAGUAAGUUGUAUCAUCCAGUGCCUUGACCAAGGCUGGUAAAACUAGUAAGCUCUGUCGUCGAACAUGGCUGGUAAAACUAGUAAGUUGUAUCAUCCACUGCCUUGACCAAGGCUGGUAAAACUAGACUCAGUAAGUUGUAUCGUCCAACGUCUUGACCAAGGCUGGUUAAACUAAUAAGUUCUAUCGUUUAACAUCUUGACCAUGGCUGGUAAAACUAGUAAGCUCUGUCGUCCAAUGUCUUGACCAAGGCUGGUAAAACUAAGAAGUUAUAUCCUUCAGUGUCUUGACCAAGGCUGGUAGAAUUAGUAAGUUGUAUCAUCCAGUGUCUUGACCAAGGCUGGUAAAACUAGUAAGCUCUGUCGUCGAACAUGGCUGGUAAAACUAGUAAGUUCUAUCAUCCACUGCCUUGACCAAGGCUGGUAAAACUAGUAAGUUCUAUCGUCUAACAUCUUGACCAUGGCUGGUAAAACUAGUAAGUUCUGUCCAAUGUCUUGACCAAGGCUGGUAAAACUAGUAAGUUCUAUCGUCCAACGUCUUGACCAAGGCUGGUAAAACUAGUAAGUUCUGUCGUCCACAUGGCUGGUAAAACUAGUAAGUUCUAUCAUCCACUGCCUUGACCAAGGCUGGUAAAAAUGGUAAGUUGUAUUGUCCAACAUCUUGACCAAGGCAACUAAUAAGUUGUAUCUGUAUCGUCUAACAUCUUGACCAAGGCUGGUAAAACUAGUAAGUUCUAUCAUCCAGUGUCUUGACCAAGGCUGGUAAAACUGGUAAGUUCUAUCAUCCAACAUCUUGACCAAGGCUGGUAAAACUAGUAAGUUCUAUCGUCCAACGUCUUGACCAAGGCUGGUAAAACUGUAAAAUUGUUUGCAAAUUGGAGGAUUCAAGACUGUAAGGGUUAAUUUAGUUAUUCAGCUUUCUUUAAUUUAAUAAGGACACCACCAAAUUGUCGAGUUUAUUUAAUUUAAAAAAAUCUAAUAAAAAAAUUACUGUUGACAGGAACAACAAAUUGUGUUUACUGUUCAGUAUUAUCCCAAGAACAACUACACAACCAGUGUCAAAUGUGAAGUAUGCGCUCAUUAUGUUACACCCUCUAUUUUUAUCUGUUCUUUAUUUAUUCUUAUUCUUUUAAAUGCAUCUGUUUUACAUCUUUAUUUUUGCCAAAUUUCUUGUCUUAAUAAAGUAUGUUUUGUGUAAGAUUGUGUCUAAUA
Molecule: messenger RNA, 4467 nt
Organism: Patiria miniata (bat star)
Lineage: Eukaryota; Metazoa; Echinodermata; Asteroidea; Valvatida; Asterinidae
Exons: 7
Coding region: 136-921 (261 amino acids)
Source: RefSeq, a predicted model, not a curated record